AGUGCCGCGCGGGGCGGCGGAGCGCGGUGAGGCCUAGGCGUCCCCCGGGUGUCGGUCGCCCCGCACCCCAAACCUGAAGGGAGCCUUAAACUUAAAGGGAGGGGCGCGACCCCCCGCCCCGGGAUACGCCAACGUCCUGCUGUUGGGGCGGGUCAUGGGAACCCCCCCAGUACGACCAGUCUGAGCAGGGACGCUGCGGGGUCGGUGGCGUGCGGACAGCGGUGCCUCACCCGCACUCCCCUUCUCUCGCAGCGCCGGCCAUGCACUCCCUGGUGUUCCUCUGCGCCCAGAAGCUGGCGUCCCACCACGCCACGGCCCGCGGCGCCCUGGAGGUGCUCCCCACGGAGCUCUACCCCGUGCUCUUCAAGGCGGCCUUCCUGGACAAGCGCACGCUGGUGCUGCAGGACCUGGUGCAGACCUGGCCCUUCCCGGUGCUCAGCUUCCAGCGCCUGCUGCGCCGCUGCCAGCACUGCGACCGCGCCCCGCUGCAGGAGAAGCCCAGCAAGCUGUGCGUGCAGACCGUCAUCCUGGGCGUCGUGGCCUACCUCAGCGCCGCGCUGGAGGGCCCGAGCCACGGCUCCGGCCGGCGGCACUGCCUGCGGGUGCUGGACAUGACGGGCCUGCAGGACGACGGCGCCGACCAGGGCUCCGAGAGCAUGAGCCUGUGGUCGCGGACGGUGACGCUAGCCAAGGCUUGCAUUGACGUGUCCAAGCAGCAGAGCAAGUGCACCCAGCGCACCUCCAAGCGGAGGAAGGGCCACUACAGCAGCCUGGCAGCGCUGCCCCCGCCACGCCUCGUCUCCGUGGAAGUCCGCGUGGACCUCUUCGUCAACAGCACCUCGUACGGGGUCCUCAAGGACGCCUUGCAGGCCAACGCCCACAGCGCCCUGCGGCUUCAGUGCCGGGACUUCCGGGCCGAGGAGGAGUCCAUCGCCAGCACCGUGGGGCUCCUGGAGUUCCUGGACCCGGCCGGCGUCAGACAGGUGGACCUGCGCUUCAACAACCUGGGGCUGUCGGGGCUGCGCGUGGUGCUGCCUCACAUGGCCAAGUUCACCAACCUGGUGAGCCUCAAGCUGCCCUACAGCAACAUCGAUGUGCGGCGGCUCUCGGCCGGCAUGGAGGGCAGCCUCCACUACUUCGCCACCCAGCUCGGCCGCCUCUCUUGCCUCAAGGAGCUCAACCUGGGCUCCUCCCGCCUCUCGGGGAGGCUGAGACAGCUGCUGGGCGACCUGCAGGGCCCCUUGGAAAGCCUUGAGCUGGCCUUCUGCUACCUUCUGCCCAGCGACUUGGCUUACCUGUCGCAGAGCCUCCACACACCCGCCCUCAAGAAGCUGGACCUCAGCGGCAACAACCUGUCGGACACGCUGCUGCAGCCCUUCCAGCGCCUGCUGCGGGAGGCGGCGGGCUCCUUGCUGCACCUGGACAUCAUGGAGUGCCGCCUGGCGGACACCCACCUGGAGGCGCUGCUGCCCAUCCUGUGCUGCUGUGCCCGGCUCCGCUACCUGGGCGUGUUUGGCAACCCACUGUCCACGCGCGGACUCAAGACCUUGCUGCUCCGCACAGCGGGACUCUCGGACCUGCGGCUCGUUAUCUACCCCUACCCUGUGGACUGUUACGGCGAGGACCUGCCUUGGCCGCCAUCCUCCUCCAGCCUGCUCAACGGCUCGGUGGACGAGGAGAAGUUCUCGCGGGUGAGCGCUGAGCUGCAGCAGAUGCUGCUGAGCACAGACAGGGACGAUGCCAUCUGGACCACGAACCUCUGCCGCCACAACACCCUGGACUACUUCAGCCUGUAGCACCUUGUGGCAGAGGGGCCGUGGUGUGAUGGCCCCCAUGUCUGGCCAUCCAGGACACGCAGCAAUAACAUGUUUUUAUGCCAUUUUCUAACCACUGCUGUCUCUCUCAUGCCUGGUGCGCUGGGAGGUUCUUCUGGCCCCUGCUCUGGUGCAUGGAGGGGAAGGCAGCCAGGCUUGUGGCCCCCUUGGCCUGUCCCAUGGCAGAUGGCGCAGUUGCCGUCCCAUCUGCCUCUGCCUCCUGUGUCCUCUCCGCUCCUCUCAGGGAGGCCUCUAAUCCCUCGCAAACUGACUAGCCCCGCUUCGGAGUCUGGCUUUGUAGUCACCAUCUAACUGAGCAGCAUCCCCAUGCCCCUGACAGCCUGCUUCCCUCUCCUGCCUGUGCUUUCCCCAUCUCGGCCCCUCUGCUGCUGUCCUCGUUCUCAUUCCCCCAGGGCUGGAAGUCACUGUGCUCACCCAGUAACCAGCAAUGAGGCCCUCUGGGCAGCUCAGCUCUGUCCCCUCUUUGCCUCCUGCAUGCAAGGCAUUCACACGGCUGUGCCCUGCUCCAGCCUUUGCCUCCCUGGCCCCUCUGCCUCCGACACCUCCUGCCUCUGCACAGAGCUGGCUGAGGAGGGGAAGCAAAAUCCCUUGAGUGCUGCCAACAUUCAGUGCCUGUGAGCAGGUGGGAAACCAGGGUGGGUGGAUGCAUCAGGCCAGGGCUUACGGGCUUCACAGAGGUGGAUGCCUCUGCACAGCUCCCCGACAUGCCCGGGGCUUCCUCCCUGCUCUGCUCUCCCUGAGGAUGGCCAUGUGUUCCUGCCGGCUCCCCUCUGCCCAGAGCCAGCAGCUGCCAGGAUCCUUCUCCACUGCUUCCACCAUCCAGAACCGUCUCCUAGCCCCUCCUGGCAGGGCUCAGCUGAUAGGUUUCUCUGCGCUUGGAACUGGAGCAGG
Alligator sinensis (Chinese alligator) is the source of this 2726-nucleotide messenger RNA. RefSeq names its product leucine rich repeat containing 14 (gene LRRC14). The record is from RefSeq and is a predicted model, not a curated record. The transcript has 3 exons. Gene Ontology annotation, molecular function: protein binding. Lineage: Eukaryota; Metazoa; Chordata; Crocodylia; Alligatoridae. Gene Ontology annotation, cellular component: cytoplasm. Bases 261 to 1796 code for a protein of 511 amino acids.